AUGGCCGAAUCCGGCGACUCGUCCCCGAACUCCGCCGCGGCCACGGAGGACGCGCACCACGAGGCGUCGGAGGCGGCGGUGCAUGCGCAGCCGGCGGCGCAGCCGCGCCCGCCGCCGCCGCCGUCCAAGGUGCGGCUGAUGGUCAGCUACGGGGGCCGCAUCCAGCCGCGCCCACACGACAACCAGCUCGCGUACGUCAACGGAGAGACCAAGAUCCUGUCGCUCGAGAGGCCGCUCGUCUUCGCCGACUUCGCCGCGCGCCUCGCCCCGCUCGCCGGGAACGCCGGGGACGUCUGCGUCAAGUACCAGCUGCCCGGGGAGGACCUGGACGCGCUCGUCUCCGUCACCAACGACGAGGAUCUGGAGCACCUCGUCCUCGAGUACGACCGCCUCCACCUCCAACGCCCCGCCACGGCCUCCUCCGCCGGCUCCGGCUCCAGCCGCGGCGGAUCCACGCUCAGGCUCAGGGUCUUCCUCUUCCCCGUCCAGUCGCCCCAGCCACCUCCGCUGCCGCCGCCGCAGCCGGCUGGGCUCCUUGAGCCCAAGGCGGAGCGGCGCCACUGGUUCGUCAAGGCGCUCAACACCGUCCCACUGCCGCCCUCCAAGCAGGACCCGCCGCCCGUGCCCCCGCAGCAGUCGCCCCCGCCGCAGCAGCAGAAGCAGGAGUCGGUGUUCGCACAGCAGUCGUCGAUGCCGCCGCUGGCCAAGCACGAGGCGGCGUUCGUCCAGCAGGCUCCGCCUCAGCCGCACAUGGUGGUGCAGAUGCCGCCGCCGCCGCAGCAGCAGCAGGCGCACGUGGUACUCGAGGCGGCGAGCCCCGACUACCUGUUCGACCUCGACAACGGCUUCGUGCCUCCCCCCGCGGUGAAGUACCAGCGCCAGAUCCAGGAGCUCGAGAAGCUGCAGGUCGCCGACAACGCCACCCACCAACCACCACCUACUGCAGCGGCGCCUGCUCCGGCACCUUCCCUCGCCGCCGCCCCCGUCCCCGUCCCCGCCGCCCUCCCGAGGAACGGCAGCGACGACUCCCUGACCCGCGCCUACCCUCCCGCGACCGCGACCCCAACCCCUACCGCCAACACGGAGUACUACCUUCCAAAGUUCCCGGAGAAGCCCCCCGUGCCGCCGCCGUCAUCCGCUCCGCCCGCGACGGCCUACCUUCAGGUGCAGGGCAGGUACGCAUCCGUCGCUCCUGGCUCCGGCGCGGACCGUGGCCCUGUGUUCUUCAUCCCGGCGCCCCACGGCUACUUCGCCGCCACCGCCUCCCCAGGUGCGACCUCCUACCCCGCCGUGUACGCCGUCGCGCCACCCAGUGCCACUCCCACCGCCAACGGCUCCGCCCCCUCACCUGCGGUGUCGAAUGCCACGGCCUACGCCCCCGCCCCCACACAGGUCGCGUACGACAGCAAUGGCCGCGCCAUCUACUACACCAGCAUGCUCCCCCAGUACCCUUCGGCUGUCAAUGGCAUGUCGGCAGCGGGCGCCGUGAUCGGGACAGAGACCGUGAAGCCGACCGCCUCGUGA
This is a messenger RNA of Miscanthus lutarioriparius, 1524 nucleotides long. The record is from the annotation of a GenBank genome assembly. Lineage: Eukaryota; Viridiplantae; Streptophyta; Magnoliopsida; Poales; Poaceae.